AUGACCAUGCUCAUGGCCAUGGUCUUCCAAACCGACAUCCGAACCCCCCUCUACGCAAACUCGUGGACGCCUCACCACGCCGGCGCCUACGCGGGCACCUGCAUCUUCCUCAUCGCCCUCGCCGUCAUCGCCCGCCUGCUCGUGGCCUUUAGGGCUCGCCAGGAGCGCAUCUGGGCCGACCACGACGCCCGUCGGCGCUACGUCGUCGUCAACGGCAAGGAGCCCGUCGCCGAGCGCCUCUCGAGGGACUCGGACGCCAAAAGCGCGACCAUGGUGAUUUCGGAAAACGGCGUCGAGGAGAGGGUCGUCGUCGUGGAGAAGAAGGAUGGCGCGACGCGGCCGUGGCGGUUCAGCGUCGAUCCCGUAAGGGCGGCCAUGGAUACCGUUAUUGUUGGCGUUGGAUACCUGCUCAUGCUGGCUGUCAUGACAAUGAAUGUCGGUUACUUCAUGUCUGUCCUCGGCGGCACAUUCCUGGGCAGCCUGCUUGUCGGCCGCUACAGCGAGGUGUACCACCACUGA
Trichoderma reesei QM6a is the source of this 519-nucleotide messenger RNA. RefSeq lists its product as uncharacterized. Lineage: Eukaryota; Fungi; Ascomycota; Sordariomycetes; Hypocreales; Hypocreaceae. Gene Ontology annotation, biological process: copper ion transmembrane transport; intracellular copper ion homeostasis. Gene Ontology annotation, molecular function: copper ion transmembrane transporter activity. Bases 1 to 519 code for a protein of 172 amino acids. The transcript has 2 exons. Gene Ontology annotation, cellular component: plasma membrane. The record is from RefSeq and is a predicted model, not a curated record.